Messenger RNA from Calypte anna (Anna's hummingbird), 801 nucleotides. RefSeq names its product cysteine-rich venom protein. The record is from RefSeq and is a predicted model, not a curated record. Gene Ontology annotation, cellular component: extracellular region. Lineage: Eukaryota; Metazoa; Chordata; Aves; Apodiformes; Trochilidae.
AUGAAACAGAAACUAAUGGAUUUUGGGUUGUUUGCUUUGUCUUUCUUUUUCUCUGCAGAAAUGGGCCUGUUAACUGCAAUCAUUUUCCUGGUUGCUUUGCUGCACCAAUCUGGUGGACAGACCUUUCAGAUUAAACGAGUCAACACUCCCUCCCUUCCAUAUUCUAAAUCUCAAAACCAGAAGCAGAUCCUUGAGAUGCACAAUGAAAUCAGGAGAUCUGUAUUUCCCACAGCCAGGAACAUGCUGAAAAUGGUGUGGAAUGAGAAAGCUGCCAAAAAUGCUCAGAAAUGGGCAGAUAAGUGUGGGAUGAAAAUCAGCCCAAGAGAUCAGAGAGUCAUUAAUGGUGUCACUUGUGGUGAGAAUAUAUUACUGUCAUCUAACCCAAGAACAUGGGCUGACACAAUUCAAACCUGGUACAGCCAGUCCUCCAAUUUCAAGUAUGGAUUUGGAGCAACUUCAAAAAAUGUCAAUAUUGAGAACUAUACUCAGCUAAUCUGGUACAACAGUUACCUGAUUGGGUGUGCAGUUGCCUACUGUCCUAGGAAUCAGUUCAACUACUUCUAUGUUUGCCAGUACUGCCCUGCAGGAAAUAAUCCAAUGCAGAUUGCUACACCUUACAAAAGUGGACCAAAAUGUGCAGAUUGUCCUGGCCACUGUGACAGAGGGCUUUGCACCAAUCCUUGCAAGUAUCAAGACUCUUUUGCAAACUGCAGAAAUCUGAAAAGCUUAUUUGGCUGCAACCAUCCACUGGUGAAGGAGAAGUGCCCUGCUUCCUGUAGAUGCACCACUCAAAUCAUUUAA